Molecule: messenger RNA, 2736 nt
Organism: Cantharellus anzutake
Lineage: Eukaryota; Fungi; Basidiomycota; Agaricomycetes; Cantharellales; Hydnaceae
Exons: 12
Coding region: 147-2495 (782 amino acids)
Cellular component (GO): nucleus
Molecular function (GO): DNA binding; ATP-dependent chromatin remodeler activity; ATP binding
Source: RefSeq, a predicted model, not a curated record
CUCGACUCAAGGAGCAGCAAGAGAGCGCGCGCCAGAGGAAGGCUGGGCUGAAAAAGCCUGCACUCGAGGCGAAGGUGAUUUCAGAUGCGGGCCCCAAAGUGACAGCAUCUUCAGUGUCGUCUCCCAAGCCCCGGACACGCAAACGCAUGGCAGAGGAAGAAGCUCCAGGGACCCCAGAUGCAAAACGUCCCCACGCUGAUGAAACAAAUGAUGCAAUUAAUCCGGAAACUAAUGACGCCCUAGAUAGCACAACCCUCGAGCAGCCUCCAUUAAUGACCGCAACUCUGAAGGAGUAUCAGCUUCAAGGCGUACAGUGGAUGCUAUCUUUAUUUGACAAUGGUCUCAAUGGGAUCUUGGCAGAUGAAAUGGGAUUAGGGAAGACAAUCCAAACUAUUGCUUUCAUUGCUCACUUGAAGGCGCGUUACAUUCAGGGCCCAAUAAUGGUCGUCGCCCCGCUCAGUGUGUUGCACAACUGGGAAGCCGAAUUCACGCGAUUCGCACCUGCUAUUCCCACUUGCGUUUAUCAUGGCUCGCCCGAGGAGCGUGCGCGUUUACGCGAGGAAGUGAUGCAUAGUGAACACCCGAACCAAUCCACGGUUUCCCCAGCCAGUCCUGGCCCGGCAUCCAGGUCUAAGAAGAAGCGGAGUUUCAAGCGUGCCAUCCCUCGGAAGUCUCUCCCUGAACUCAAUGACUUGUCAAAACCUGAGAAAAAAAUUGAUAUGUUCCCUAUUGUCCUGACUACCUACGAUAUUGUCAUGCGAGAUCGGCCGCACCUGUCUAGAUACGAAUGGCGUUAUAUCAUUGUUGAUGAAGGUCACCGUUUGAAGAAUAUGAAUUGCAAACUUAUGCGCGAGAUCAAGCAGUAUUCCAGUGCCAAUAGGAUGAUACUAACUGGAACUCCAUUACAGAACAAUCUUGCGGAGCUCUGGUCUCUCUUGAAUUUCAUCCUACCCGACAUUUUCAACGACCUUGAUAGUUUUCAAGAAAGGUUCAAUGCUCCGAGUGCUGCAAAUGAAUUUGGUGGUGAAUCCCCUGGGGAUCCGAUCCUGACAGAGGCCCACAGCGGACGUCUUAUCACUACACUUCACGGAAUCCUCAAGCCUUUCUUGCUACGACGCGUUAAGGUAGACGUGGAAUUCAAUUUGCCUCCUAAAAAGGAAUAUGUUCUUUUUGCUCCGCUCACUCGACCGCAAGUGGAAAUCUACGAGGCCAUUCUAUCUGGUCGAGUCAGAGACUGGCUGAUCGAGAAUUUUGAUGGCGGUCGUGGGCUCGGAGCAUCUGGCGGCAACAGGCUUGAGCUGGACGUUGGUUCUUCGUCUGGAGAGGAAGAUGAUGACGAAGGGGCCCGCAAGAUGCGACUUCGUCGACGCGCAGAUAUUAGCUAUGACGUUCUUGACGAUGACGAUGAAUACUUCGCUCAACUCCAGAGUGAUAAGCCACGCACCAAAAGUUUGACCGCGAGAGGCAGAAAGAUCAAAGAAAAGACUGAAGAGUCGCUGGGACGAGAGUACGCCCUCAAGCAAGCAACUAAAUCCGUGAACAAUAUGAAGCUUCAGAAUACAAUCAUGCAGCUUCGAAAAGUAUGCUCUCAUCCGUACUUGUUCACCUGGCCUACGGAUCCCGUCACAAGGCAGCCAAUACUCGGGGAUGACCUUAUCAAUGCUAGCGGAAAGAUGCUCCUCCUGGAUCGACUUCUGGAAGCACUUAUUGGUAAGGAUGCCAAGCAAGACGGGUCGCGGCCGCACAAAGUCCUCCUUUUUAGCCAGUUUGUAACCAUGCUGGACGUGAUAGAGGAUUGGGCCCGUGAGUACAAAGGGUGGGAGAUUUGUCGCAUCGAUGGGUCAACCGCGCCUCAGGAACGGCGCGAGCAAAUGGAAAUUUUCAAUAAUGGCGGUAAUGGCCCCUCUGCUCCACGUCUUUUCCUUCUAAGCACUCGCUCUGGUGGAUUGGGCAUCAACCUUGUGGAAGCGGACACCGUCAUCUUUUAUGAUCAGGAUUGGAAUCCUCAAAUGGAUCUGCAAGCACAGGAUCGGGCUCAUCGCAUUGGCCAGACCCGUCCUGUUCUUAUCUUCCGAUUGGUGGCGAACCACACGGUCGAAACGAAGAUUAUGUCGCGAGCUGGGGAGAAGCGAAAGCUGGAGGCACUGGUCAUCGCAAAAGGCAAGUUCAGACUUCCCCACAGUAAGCAAGCCACAAGGCAGGAGAGUAUCGCGGAAAUGGCAGCUACACUCCUUCGCCUGGAAAGUGAGAAGAUCCACGUUGUCUCAGCCUCGGACGACAAGAAGAAUCUCAUCAGUGAUGAAGCACUUGAAGCACUCUUGGAUCGAAGGCCUGAAGUAUUCGAGGAGCGGGCCGUUGGCUGGAAGAAGGAUGUGUCUUCUGCCAAAUUUACUACGAACGGCGAUGCUGCCAGCCGUACCGCUUUCAAAGUAUUCGAAGGCGUAGCAGACGAAGCCAAUGAUGGCUUGGCGGCCAUUAUGGGCGAAGACGAGUAAGCGACCCUUGAUUAUUUUGCGGAUCCUGGGACUCGAUUCCUUCUGGUUCCAUUGUAACAUAUCAUCUCAUUUAUUUUUGUGGUACAUAAUCGUAGCUAGUCACUAGUCGAGCGAGCAAUUGUUGAUUUCGCACAUAAGAAUGGACUUUUUGGUUAUAUAUUGUACGUAACGGGACCUUCUUUCUUAUGAUCUAAAACUCCUCCCUCGCCCCUGAGGUCCAGAUAGUAAUCGGGAGUCAUUC